Dryobates pubescens (Downy woodpecker) is the source of this 10899-nucleotide messenger RNA. It is a transcript of the gene CUBN, whose product is annotated as cubilin. NCBI's taxonomy places the organism in Eukaryota, Metazoa, Chordata, Aves, Piciformes, Picidae. Gene Ontology annotation, molecular function: calcium ion binding. The record is from RefSeq and is a predicted model, not a curated record. The coding region runs from base 1 to 10899 and encodes 3632 amino acids. The transcript is spliced from 67 exons.
AUGCUUUGGGCUGCUCCAGCUCCUGGGCUUUUAGCUGCAUUGGUGUUGCUUACUGGGUUGAGCUGUGAGUCAAACCAGGAGCGAGAGAAGAGGCAGAGGAGAAGCAUCUCUGACGAGCAGCCUCGGCUGUCCUCAGAGCAGGGCAAUUUAGUGUUCCAUGCUGGCUCCAGCAAAAACAUUGAAUUCAGAACAGGACCACUGGGGAAAAUCAGAAUCAAUGAAGAAGACCUUGCAGAGAUUUUUAGUCAGGUGAGAGAGAAUGGUGCAGAGAUUCAAGAACUUCAAAAAGCCAGCAGUGCCUCUCAGAAUGUGUCCCAGCAGCUUGCUCUGCUGCUCUCCAAGGUCACCAGUCUUGACAACAAACUUCAAAGCUUAGAUCAGGUGGUCCAGGGGAAAGCCUGCAGCAGCAGCCCCUGUAAGAACUCAGGCACCUGUGUGAACUUGAUAGAUGGUUUCUUCUGCCUCUGUCCCAGCAACUGGCAGGGUCUCCUGUGCUCAGAGGACGUUAAUGAAUGCCAGACUUAUGCUGGAACAGCCUUGGGCUGCCAGAACGGAGCCACCUGUGUGAACACCCCGGGCAGCUACAGGUGCUCCUGCACUCCAGAGACCUACGGGCCUCACUGUGCCUCCACGUUUGAUGACUGCCAGGAAGGACAUGAGGCAGCCUGUGAGCAUGGCAUCUGCAUAGAUGGAGAGAGGGAGCAGCACAACCAGCCCAAGUACCACUGUGUCUGUGACCCUGGCUGGAUGUCCCCUCCUGGCAGCCCUGCCUGCAGUGCUGACAUUGAUGAAUGCAGCCUCCCUAACCCUCCGUGUUCACAGACUCCACUCGUGGAGUGCCACAACACAGCAGGCUCCUACUAUUGUGGCUCCUGCCCCACAGGCUGGCAAGGAAAUGGCCACAGUUGCCAAGACAUUGAUGAAUGCAGAAUUAACAAUGGAGGCUGCUCACCCCUGGUUCAGUGCAUCAACACAAUGGGAUCCUUCCACUGCGGGCUCUGCCCACCAGGUUAUGAGGGAGAUGGACAGACCUGCACCCAGGUUGAUAUCUGCUCAAUAAAUAAUGGAGGGUGCCAUCCCCUGGCUAAUUGUACCUCAGCUCCAGGGCUGGUGCCAUUCUGCUCCUGCCCAUCUGGGCACACUGGGAGCGGCUAUGGGCCACAUGGGUGCUCUCCUCUCAGUGACAUCUGCCAGCUGCAGAACCCUUGUGCCAACGGACAGUGCUUGGCAGUGAUCUCUGGGUAUUUCUGCCUGUGCCAGGCGGGCUGGACAGGCUCUAACUGCACCGAGAACAUCGACGAGUGCAUCAGCAGCCCGUGCCAGAACGGAGGCACCUGCGCUGACGGGGUCAACGGCUACUCCUGUGAGUGCACCAGUGCCUGGACAGGACCACAGUGCCAGACAGCCCAGCAAGUUUGUGGAGGCUAUCUCUCAGGCUCCAGGGGGACAUUCAGUUACCCUAACAACCCAAACAGCCAGCAGUACAGCAGCGGGGUCAGCUGUGCUUGGGUUGUUCAGACCGAUACAAACAAGAUCCUGCAUGUUACCUUCCCACUCUUCCAACUGGAGACAAGCAGUGACUGUAACUCUGGCUUCCUGCAAGUCCACGAUGGGCCUUCAGCCUCCAUGCAUAUGCUGGGAAAGUACUGUGGUUCCUCAGCUCCUGCAGAGCUUUUCAGCUCCCACAACUCCCUGUACUUUUGGUUCUACUCAAGCCAGACCAUUUCAGCUGGAGCGUUUACUGCUCAGUGGGAAUCUCGGGAGCCUGAGUGUGGUGGUGAGCUGACAGGCACUUACGGCUCGAUAAGCUCUCCAGGAUACCCUGGUAACUAUCCUGUAAACAGAGACUGUCUCUGGACCAUCUCAACCAGCCCUGGCCUCCUUAUCACAUUUGCCUUUGGCACACUAAGCCUAGAACACCAUGAAAAUUGCAGUUAUGACCAUUUAGAGAUUCGAGAUGGCCUUCUUCCACAGGACCCUGUCCUUGCUAAGUACUGUAGCACUGGAUCUCCACCCCCACUCCAAACCACUGGUCCAUAUGCAUGGAUUAAAUUUCACUCUGAUGACUUAGUUACUGAUAAAGGCUUCCACAUCCUCUAUACAACAUCUCCUGCAGAUCCAGGUUGUGGAGGCAAUUACACGGGUAGUGAAGGGGUUAUCACAUCCCCUUUCUGGCCUAACCCUUAUGUCAACAACCGACAGUGUAUCUACAUCAUCAGGCAGCCAGAGGACGAAAAAAUACACCUCAACUUCACUCACAUGGAGCUGGAGAGCCACACUGGUUGUUCAUCAAGUUAUAUCGAGGUUCGAGAUGGUGACAGUGAGAUGUCUCCUCUUAUUAGCAAGUUCUGUCACAGUACACUCAGGUCUCCAAUCACUUCCACCAGCAACAGUGUCUGGAUCAAGUUCAAGUCUGAUGCCUCUGUGCAAAGGGCCAACUUCAGAGCCAUUUAUCAAGUUGCCUGUGGAGGCUCCUUGUCUGGAGCAGGCACUAUCCGUUCACCUUACUAUCCCAGAAUGCCCCCCCACCCAAAGACCUGUGAGUGGAUCAUCUCCCAGGCAGCUGGCAAAGCGGUGAUUCUUCACUUUAUUGACUUUGACAUCCGAAAUGCAACUACCUGUGAUUCAGACUACAUUGAGGUCAGAGAUGGCAACAGCAGAGACUCUCCUCUUCUGGAGAAAUACUGUGGUACAGCUGUACCAUCUAGAGUGCAAUCUACAUGGAACAGUCUCUAUAUAAGAUUCAGAGCUUCCUCUCUUACCAACCUUGGAUUCAGAGCUGAGUACUGGCCAUCAGAUACAGUCUGCGGAGAGACUCUCACCGGAGCGGAAGGAACCAUUACAAGUCCUGUUCAUCCAGACACCUUCCCACAUGGAGUUAACUGCAUUUGGGUUAUCAGCAUCCAGCCUGGCCACCUCAUCCGCCUGACAUUCACUUCAUUUCACCUGCCCUUCGACUACAGCUGCAGGGAGGAUUAUCUUGAAAUAUAUGACAACAGCACUCUGCAGCAGCUGGGAAGGUACUGUGGAAGAUCAAUUCCACCCUCUCUCACUAGUGGUGGCAACCUGAUGACUUUGUACUUCGUGACUGAUCACAGCCUGGCCUCUGAGGGCUUCUCAGCUAAUUAUAUCUCCCUGGAUUCAUCAAAAGUGUGCUCACACAACUACAGUGCUGACGCUGGUGUGCUGAUGUCUCCAAACUUCCCCAACCCCUACCCUGUGGAGAUGGAGUGCAUCUACACCAUCACCGUGGGCAUGAACAGGCAGAUUGUGCUGCGCUUCACCAACUUCAGCCUGGAGGGGAACAGACGCUGCACAGAGGAUUACGUAGAAAUCAGAGAUGGAGGCUAUGAAACUUCUCCUCCUCUCGGGAAAUACUGCGGUUCAGACCUGCCUCCUGUAAUAAUCUCUCAUGGCAACAAGCUGUGGAUCAAGUUUGUAAGUGACAUAUUUGGCACAAGAACAGGAUUUUCAGCAGAGUGGGAUGGUACCUCAGCAGGUUGUGGUGGGACUUUGACAACAGCUUCUGGUAUCUUCAUGUCUCCCAACUACCCUAUGCCUUAUUACCACAAUUCAGAGUGCUACUGGUUGCUCAGAGGAAGCCAAGGGACCCCAUUUGAAAUCCAGUUUGAACAGUUCCACCUAGAGUACCACCCAAACUGCAACUUGGACUACCUUGCUGUCUAUGAUGGCAACAGCAGUAGUGCUAAAGAGCUGGGGAAGUUCUGUGGGGAGCAGGUGCCACAGCUCAUCCGUUCCAGCAGAGACAGUGUCUAUGUGAAACUAAGGACAGAUCACAGCCAGCAAGGUGGAGGCUUUCUAGCCAAAUACAAGCAGGCGUGCCAGGGAGUGCUGACUGUGAACCGCAGCCACGGCAUCUUGGAAAGUUUGAACUAUCCAAACAAUUACCCCCUGAGCCAGCACUGCAGCUGGACCCUCCAGGCUCCAAGGGGCAACACUCUCAACUACAGCUUCACAGCCUUUGAUGUAGAAACUGGGCCUGACUGUGACCGUGACUUCUUGAAGCUCUAUGAUGGGCCUGAUGUACAGUCCAGCCUGAUAGGCACUUUCUGUGGACAGUCCCUUCCCCUGGCAGGGGGUACCACAGGGACCAGCCUGCACGUGGUGUUUUACUCUGAUGGACUGAACGCUAGGAGUGGGUUCCAGAUGCAGUGGCACGUCAAUGGUUGUGGAGGAGAGCUAUCUGGUCCUUCUGGUUCCUUUCACAGCCCUGGCUACCCCAACAGUUACCCAAGAAAUAGGGAAUGCAUCUGGUACAUUCACACAGCACCUGGCAGCAGCAUUCAACUCACCAUCCGGGAUUUUGACGUUCAGUACCACCCAAACUGCAACUACGAUGUUUUGGAGGUCUAUGGGGGUCCUGAUUUCCUCUCUCCCAGACUAGCCCAGCUCUGUGUCUCAAGAUCAGCACAGAACCCACUGCGCAUCUCUACUACUGGCAAUUCGGCUGUGGUCCGCUUCAAGACAGAUGCAGUAGGGACAGGGAAAGGUUUCAGUGCCUCCUGGCAGGAAAAUCCAGGUGGCUGUGGUGGUAUUUUCCAAGCUGCCAGCGGGGAAAUCCAUUCUCCAAACUAUCCUCAACCUUAUAAUAACAACACAGAUUGCUCUUGGGUUAUCCAAGUUGACUACAGCCACAGAGUCCUCUUGAACUUCACGGAUUUUGACAUUCAGAAUCACCCUUCCUGUGACUCUGACAGCGUUGCAGUAUUUGAUGGACCUAGCAAUGAAGCACCCCUACUGAGGAAGCUGUGUGGAACACAGCAGCCUCCUGCCAUCACCUCCUCCAAGAACCUGCUGUACCUCCACCUGCGCUCCAGCACGGCCACGCGGCACCGCGGCUUCAGCGCGCGCUUUGCUGAGGCCUGUGGAAGUUUCAUAGAAUCAGAUUCAGUUGGGGCAGCAAUUUCCUCUCCUCUGUAUCCUGCCAAAUACCCAAACAAUCAGAACUGCAGCUGGAUUAUUCAAGCUCAGGAACCAUUCAACCACAUCACCCUCUCCUUCACUGACUUUGAGAUCGACAGCAGCAGACAAAACUGUACUGGGGACUUCCUGGAGAUCCUGGAUGGCAAUAACUACCAGGCCCCUCUUCGAGGCCGUUACUGUGGCACUGCGGUCCCAGAUCCUGUCACUUCUUUUGGUAAUGCCUUGGUGGUGAACUUCAUCUCCAACAGCUUUGUUACUGCCAGGGGCUUCCAUGCUACCUACGCUGCAUCAUCUUCAUCCUGUGGGGGCUCUUUCCACAUGGAGAGUGGAGCUUUCAGCAGCCCUGGCUAUCCCGAGCCCUACCCGAUCAAUACCGAGUGCGUCUGGAGGAUCCUCAGCUCCCCUGGCAACCGGCUCCAGCUGUCCUUCAUAGCGUUUCAGAUGGAGGAGAGCAGCAGCUGCACCAAAGACUACCUGGAGAUCCGUGAGGGGAGCAGAAGCGGCCGGCUGGCAGCGCGGCUCUGUGGGCACACCCUGCCUUCCAACUACACAUCCACUCUUGCACACGUCCUGUGGGUCAAGUUUGUCUCAGAUGGCUCAGGCACUGAUGUUGGCUUCAAGGCCACAUUCUCUCACUUGUAUGGAAAUGACAUCGUGGGGAGCAGAGGACAAAUAGCUUCACCACUGUGGCCCAGAAGUUACCCUUCCAAUUCCAACUACCAGUGGCGAAUAAGCGUCAAUGCCUCCCAGGUUAUCCAUGGCCACAUCCUCCAGAUGGACAUGGAAAGGCACUACAGGUGCUACUAUGACAAGCUAAAGGUGUACGACGGGCCCAGCGUUCACGCUCGCUCUGUGGCCACCUACUGCGGCGCAGACCUUGCUUCGUUUGUGUCCUCCGGCAGCUCCGUCACAAUCCAGUUCCAGUCAGAUUCAUCUGUCACUGGAAAAGGCUUUCUUUUGGAGUGGUCUGCGGUGGAUGCUCCUGCUGUUACACCAGCCCUUGCUAGAGGUGCGUGUGGAGGCGCUGUGACAGCUGCAGAGACACCUUCGCCCCUCUUCUCCCCGGGCUGGCCCAGCAACUACAGAAACUUUGAUGACUGCAUGUGGCUUAUCAGAGCUCCUGGGUCCACGGUGGAGUUGAAUAUCCUGGCCCUAGACAUAGAAUCCCACAGCUCAUGCGACUACGACAGACUUGUUAUCCGAGACGGAGACACUAGCCUCUCUCCAGUGCUGGCCACUCUGUGUGGCCGAGAGCCUCCUGGGCCGAUCAGAUCAAGUGGAGAGGAGAUGUUCCUUCACUUCGUGGCCGACGCCAGUGUGACUGGAGCUGGCUUUAAUGCCUCUUACCACAAAAGUUGUGGAGGCUACUUGCACACAAGCAGAGGUGUGAUAACAUCCCCCAACUACCCUCAAGACUAUGCUCCCAAUAUGAAUUGCUCCUGGCGUGUGGUGGUAGCCUCUGGCUUCAUCAUUGCUGUCCAUUUUGAGCAGCCUUUCCAGGUUGAGAGUGAGGAUACUUCCUGCAGCCUUGGGGAUUAUGUAGAGCUGAAAAAUGGGUUAGAUAAUGCUGCCCCACCUUUGGCGUCCAGAGGAGGGAACGGACGUGUCUGUGGCAGCAGCCCCAUCUCUACCAUGCACACCACAGACAAUCAGCUCUUUGUCCACUUCAGUUCUGACAGCAGGAACGAGGGGCAAGGAUUCAAGCUGACAUAUGAGGCCAAGAGUCUAGCUUGUGGAGGGAAUGUUUAUAUCACUGAUUCCAGCCCCACUGGAUAUUUGUCUUCCCCCAACUACCCCAGCAGUUAUCCCCUGCAUGCUGACUGUGUCUGGACCAUAGCUGCUCCGAGUGGGCGAGCAGUGGAGCUGCAGUUUGAAGAUCAGUUCUACAUUGAAGCCUCACCGAACUGCACUUCCAGUUACCUGGAGCUGCGCAACGGUGCCGACUCCACUGCCCCUGUCAUGGCCAAGCUCUGUGGAGGUUUGAUGCCAGGCUCACAGAGAUCCUCAGGAGCUGUCAUGUACCUGAGGUUCAGGUCUGACAGCAGUGCCACCCACGUGGGGUUCAAGGCCAAAUACUCCAUAGCUCCCUGUGGCGGGACAGUGGUAGGACAAACCGGCAUCAUCGAAAGCCUGGGGUACCCUGAGCAGCAGUAUCCAGACAACCUGCUGUGUGAAUGGCUUCUGCAGGGUCCCAGGGGCCACUAUCUUACCAUCAGACUGGAAGGCCUAGAUGUCCAAAACUCCUCUGAGUGCACAAAUGACUUUGUGGAGAUCCGAGAAUACAACGCUUCUGGAAAUGUGUUGGGCAGGUACUGUGGCAACACUCUCCCUGAUGCUGUGGACACCUCUGACAGCUUUGCUUAUGUCAAGUUUGCCACUGAUGGAUCAGUCAGAGCCGGAGGAUUCAGACUGCGCUUUGACUCCAGCACUGAAGAAUGUGGUGGGGAUCUUACUGGCCCUGUUGGAACCUUCACCUCUCCCAACUACCCCAACCACUACCCACACAACCGCGUGUGUGAGUGGCGGAUCGCGGUGGGCGGAGGCCGGCGCGUGGCUCUGACCUUCCAUGACCUGCAGACUGAAGAACACUGGAGGUGCUCAGCAGAUUACGUGGCUGUUUACAAUGGCCUCAGACAGAACUCUCCCCGCCUGGCCAAGCUGUGUGGUGAGGUAAAUCCAGGCACCCAGGUGAAAUCCUCUGGAAACACAAUGAAAGUCAUUUUGGUGACAGACAUGUCCCAAGCCACCAGAGGCUUCAGUGCCUCGUACACAUCUGGGGAAGAAGCAGUUUGUGGUGGAACCCUCAGGGGAUAUGCAGGAGGGAACUUCUCCUCCCCUGGUCACGAUGGUGUCAGCAAUUACACGAGUAACUUGAACUGUGAGUGGACCAUCGCCAACCCCUGGCACUACAACUCCUCCAUCUAUAUCUCCUUUGAGGAUUUCCAGCUGGAGCCGCAGCAGGCCUGCCAGUAUGACCACCUGGAGCUGCGAAUAGGGGAUGCUGAUGGAGAGCUGAUAGCCAAACUUUGUGGUCAGGCUGCACCUUCUGUACCACUAGUCAUAGCUGCCCCCCAGGUCUGGGUGCACUUUGUGAGCGAUGAAAGCACAGAAGAUAAAGGAUUCCUGGCCCACUACACCUUUGAAGCCUGUGGUGGUGUACAGUCAGGUGAAGGUGGAGUCAUCUCAAGUCCUAACUACCCAGAGCCUUACAACAAUCUGAAUCACUGCUCCUGGCUGCUGGAAGCCCCCGAAGGUGAAACCAUCACUCUUACUUUUACAGCCUUCCAGGUUGAAAAUCACUCUCUUUGCAAGUGGGACUCUGUUACCAUCCUGAAUGGUGGCUCUCCUGGCUCUCCUGUCAUAGGAAAGUACUGUGGAAACACAUCCCCUGGCACUAUUCGCUCUGGCUCCAAUAAGCUGCUCAUCAUCUUUAACUCUGACCACUCAGUUCAAGGAGGUGGCUUUCAUGCCACAUGGACAGCAGAAUCUCUAGGAUGUGGUGGAGUCCUUCACUCAGAUAAUGGUGUGAUCAAGUCCCCUCACUGGCCUCAAAACUUCCCCAUCAACACCAGGUGCACCUGGACCAUCAUUACACAUGAAAGCAAACACUUGGAGAUGAACUUCCACAGCAACUUCCAGAUUCCAGACAGCAAUGGAAGCUGCCAGAGCAGCUAUGUGAAGGUAUGGAGAGGAAACGAUGAAGCAGCAGCUGCUUUGUUGACCACAGGAUGUGGAAGUUCGGCUCCUGGCCCUGUUGUUGCUCCAAGCAAUGUGAUAACUGCAGUAUUUCAGUCUCAGGAUGCUCCUGGGGCAGGCUUCUCGGCAUCCUUCAGCAGCAGAUGUGGAGUGAAUGCCACCAGCCCUGCGGGCCGAAUCGUCUCUCCUAACUACCCCAGCCAGUAUGACAACAACCUGAACUGCAGCUAUAUCAUAGACCAGGGGCCACAGUCACUGGUGAUCCUGGAGUUUGAGACUUUCCACCUGGAAGCCCCAGCACUCUUGAGCAGGGUUUGUCUUUACGAUGGACUAAGCAUCUUCAGUGGCACCAGAGUUACCCCACAGCCUCUCAUCACACUCUGUGGCAAUGAGCUCCCUGCCCCAGUCAGUGUCUUUGGACCUAUGCUGCUCAACUUCUACACUGACUCCCACGUUGUGGGCUUUGGAUUCCAGGCACGAUACAGAGCAGUUGCCUGCGGCGGUGCCUUCGGCGGCUCCCUGGGGGUCAUCAGCAGCCCAGCCCACUCCCUGCUGGACUACCACCACAACAUGAACUGCUCAUACCACAUCACAGUUGGAAGCAGCAGAGUGGUGGCCCUCAAAUUCAACAGCUUCCAGCUUGAAAUCUCUCCCUCCUGCUACAAAGACUCUGUGGCAGUGUACGAUGGCUCAGACACCCAUGCUCCUCUGCUUGGCAAAUUCUGUGGCUCAGAGCUGCCUCCAGACAUGAAGAGCUCCAGUAAUAACUUGUUCCUGCUGUUCAGCACUGACUUCUUUGGAGCAGACAGGGGAUGGAAAGCUUCUUUCAGGGAGACCUUAGGACCUCAGGAUGGCUGUGGUGGCUACCUGGCAGAUUCAGCUGGUAGCUUUGGCUCUCCAGUCUCCAAUGUGACCAGAAGAUAUGUGAAGAACGUAGACUGUGUGUGGAUCAUAAGUGCACCUGUGAACAGGCUGAUCAACCUCACCUUCACUUCGUUCGUGCUGGAGGCAGCAUCUGCUGGGGCUUGCCGAUUCGACCGUGUCACACUUUAUGAUGGAGGAGAUGAAAAUGCCAACUUAGCUGGCACGUUCUGUGGCUCUGCAGUGCCAGCUCCAUUUCUGUCCACCCAUAACUCCUUGACUGUGAAAUUCAGCACAGACAGCUCUGUGGAAAGGGAGGGUUUCAAUGCCACCUACAGCACAGUGCCUCGCCCCUGUGGAGGAAUACACAAUGCAACUUCUGCCUCCCUGACCGCAACGUCUCCCAACUUCCCCAACGAGUAUCCUCCAUUUACGCUCUGCACCUGGGUCAUCGAUGCCCCUCCACAGCAGCAGGUCAGGGUGGUGGUAGAAGCCUUCCACCUCCAUCCCAGCCAGGACUGCUCUCAGAACUACCUCGAGCUCCAGGAUUCACCAACACACAGCCAAGGAGCAGUCCACAGGUUCUGUGGCACUGAAGCUUUCCCAGUGCCUGAGUUUUACUCUCAGGACCGCACUGCCGUCGUGACUUUCCGAUCAGCUGAGUACCUGCUUAACAAUGGGCUCAGGUUCACCUAUCAGGCCACAGGCUGCAGCAGAGAGUACCACCAGCCCUUCGGCUACCUGAAGAGCCCUGGCUGGCCUGGCCCUCACCCCAAUAACAUGGACUGUGCCAUCGUCCUGCAGGCUCCCCUCAACCACAGCAUUUCCCUCUUCUUCCAUGCUUUCAGCCUGGAGGACAGCAGCCAGUGCUCACAGGAUUUCCUGGAGGUCAGAAACGGGAGCGAUGCGCAGUCCCCGCUGCUGGGCAGGUUCUGUGGGGGCACUGUGCCCAGCCCCAUCUUCCCCAGCAGUCCUGCUCUCUACCUGCGUUUCAAGAGUGAUGCUGCAGGGGCUGGGGGUGGCUACCACAUUACCUGGACCUCAUCUCCCACUGAGUGUGGAGGGAGGCUGUAUGGCAGCAGCGGCUCGUUCACCAGCCCCAGGUACCCGGCCACGUACCACAACCACACCGACUGCGAGUGGGACAUCGCCGUGCCCCAGGGCCGGACCCUGACACUCCGCUUCGAUUUCAUCAGCAUCGACGACCCGGGGGACUGCAGCAGCAACUACCUGAUGCUGUACGAUGGGCCCGACGGCAGCUGCCCGCCCGUGGGGCCCUUCUGCGGCACGGACACAGCCAUCGCCCCCUUCACCGCCACAGCUCACCAGCUCCACCUCAAGUUCCACGCCGAGUACGCGACCCUGCCCUCGGCAUUCCGGCUCAGCUGGGACAGCUAG